Messenger RNA from Anopheles aquasalis, 931 nucleotides. Its product is annotated as Chemosensory protein A 87a. The record is from RefSeq and is a predicted model, not a curated record. NCBI's taxonomy places the organism in Eukaryota, Metazoa, Arthropoda, Insecta, Diptera, Culicidae.
UCUAGGAAGCAAAGAGCUAGUAGAGAGGGCAGAGAGAAGUUUCUAAUUGGAGCGCCACUUCAGACUUUGAGCCCGGUCACACUCGGCUCGGUUACAAUAUUCGUGCGAAGCCAACCUGUUUGAUGGUGGACCUUGAUAAGCAGCAUACACCGUCUGCCUUCGUUAUGUUCUGCAUUGAGGUGCGUGAUUAACGUACUUCCGAUUGCCGGUAACCGUCUGGCGUUAUCUGGUGGGAUUGUUGAGUAUAAAAUGGCGGUCUAAGCCCGUCUCGCCAACGGUAGUGUGACAGGUCAGGUCUGACAACGGAGCUAUGCUCCCCCAACUAGCAGCAAUCCGCUGUACGGGCAUCACGGUUAUCGCAUUGCUUGCGAUGAACCAUGCAGUCACGGCGCAGAAGUAUGAGGUACAUCUGGACAAGCUGGAACGGUUGGAUAGCGAUGGGGAUUACUUCACCUACAACUACACCUUCGAGAAGAUAUCCGAACUGAAGAUCAGCUUUUCGGCCAACGUUCACCAGCACAAGGAGCUGGACGAUAGCUACACCGUCAAGGCGAUGAUAGCACGGGCCGAGCUGGCCGAAGAGAGCGAGUACGAGAUGAUGAUCGAUCUGCGCAAACCACUCUGCGAUUGGAUGCGGACCAUUUACAGGACGUACUUCUACGACGAGCUGAAACCGGUGAGCAAUAUGCCACCUCCGGAGACGUGCCCGUUGCCGGUGGCCGAGUAUUGGAUGAAGGAGUACGUGUUCGAUGCCGAGCCGUAUCAGGACAUGAUGACCGAGGGUCGGUGGAAGACGGAAAUGAUGCUAAUGAAAGGGGAUGAAGUUUGUGCGGGGAUCAUUAUGUUGUCCACCGUCAAACCGGCUGCCUAACUUGGGUGCAUAGCAUAGCAUAUCGUAUCCUUACUAAAUACAUUUGCACAUUGUAGUACA